Messenger RNA from Kockovaella imperatae, 864 nucleotides. RefSeq lists its product as hypothetical. Gene Ontology annotation, molecular function: DNA-binding transcription factor activity. The transcript has 2 exons. NCBI's taxonomy places the organism in Eukaryota, Fungi, Basidiomycota, Tremellomycetes, Tremellales, Cuniculitremaceae. Bases 1 to 864 code for a protein of 287 amino acids. The record is from RefSeq and is a predicted model, not a curated record. Gene Ontology annotation, biological process: regulation of DNA-templated transcription.
AUGAGCUCUGGUACUUCAAGCGACGGAUCCAACCCAAUGAAGCGAUGUGAGGCGACUCGCUGCCUCAAUGACAGGAAGAAGAGAGUUAUCACGCCGAGUCGUCGCGAGCAAAAUCGUGCCAGUCAGAAACGGUGGAGAGAAAGACGCAGAGGCAAUAGGACCUCUUCUGAUGGUUCUCAAUCCACUGAGAGUCCCUCGGAGACCCCUGGACGGCAGUCUGUAGGGCCGCAAGACAAAGGAGACUUGGUCUUCCUUCAUGCCGAUACCGACCACCUUUCAAUGUCCUCUGCUUUGGCGACUUGCUCAACUCCCUCGCUCAUCUCGGGAGCGUCAGAACCCAGUCUACCGAUGCUCGAUUCACGAAACCUUAAUGAUCCGUUCUCCUCGCUAUUCUCCGCCAUGCUAUACAAUGCCAUCGCUUUGGGGUUUGAUCUACCCCGACUCAUCAAUUGCUCGCCGACUGUUCUGUCCCCUUUCUAUAGACCACUGAUGGACACCAAUAUCGAUCAAGCAGACCUGCUCAGCUCCAUCAUCGCCGGUCUACCUCCAGACCUUCCGCCUUCACUGCGACCAACCAUUUCACAAGUCUUAUUUCCUCACCAUCCAUGCCUGGAUCUCAUCCCGUUCCCCAAACUCCGCGACAAUGUCCUCAUGGUGGCCGCCGCGAUGCCACAUAAGCCUGUCCAGUGGUCCCUGAAGCUGGACUUGUAUCAGAAUGGUGGUCUUCAGCUGGCGUCUAUGAUCGAGAAAGAGGCUCCGCUGGUCUCACCAGGUGGCACCGUCUGGCCUUGGGAAGCUUCGAGCUGGCACGUCGAGCCAUGGUUCAAAUCCAAGUGGUUAUUGGCUUUCGGCGCGGUGAACUGA